This is a messenger RNA of Mycotypha africana, 159 nucleotides long. RefSeq lists its product as uncharacterized. Lineage: Eukaryota; Fungi; Mucoromycota; Mucoromycetes; Mucorales; Mycotyphaceae. The annotation marks the transcript as partial. The record is from RefSeq and is a predicted model, not a curated record. The transcript has a single exon.
CUGAAAGGACCUAAAUCAUUUAAGACUCUUGAAACAGUGGACGGUACACAGCACGAGACGUUCAAAAACGCAUGCGUAGCACUUCAUUUGAUUGACGAUGGGGAGGAAUGGACAAAGUGUUUCAGCGAAGCGGCACAACUUACGACUAGUGGGUUAUUA